Messenger RNA from Branchiostoma belcheri (Belcher's lancelet), 5999 nucleotides. RefSeq names its product cohesin subunit SA-1-like. Gene Ontology annotation, biological process: sister chromatid cohesion. The coding region runs from base 127 to 3555 and encodes 1142 amino acids. NCBI's taxonomy places the organism in Eukaryota, Metazoa, Chordata, Leptocardii, Amphioxiformes, Branchiostomatidae. The transcript has 30 exons. Gene Ontology annotation, cellular component: chromatin; nucleus; cohesin complex. The record is from RefSeq and is a predicted model, not a curated record. Gene Ontology annotation, molecular function: chromatin binding.
AAGAAGGCCAAGACCCCAGGUGGUAAGAAGGGUGCAGGAGGGAGAACUCCCAAGCCCAAUGGAACAGCCACAGAGGAACAGGCUGCAGUCACCCUGUUUGAGGUGGUCAAGCUGGGCAAAUCUGCCAUGCAGUCUGUAGUGGAUGAGUGGAUCGACUCCUACAAACAGGACAGAGACAUGGCACUGCUGGACCUCAUACAGUUCUUCAUACAGUGCUCUGGAUGCAAAGGCCUUGUGACAGCUGAAAUGUUACACAACAUGGAACACUCUGACAUCAUCCGCAAGAUGACUGAAGAGUUUGAUGAGGACAGUGGAGACUACCCACUGAUCAUGACUGGGCCUCAGUACAAGAGAUUCAAGAACAACUUCUGUGAGUUCAUAGCCGUCCUGGUGCGUCAGUGUCAGUACAGCAUCAUCUAUGACCAGUACAUGAUGGACAACGUCAUCUCCCUGCUGACUGGACUGUCCCACUCUCAAGUACGAGCCUUCAGGCACACAAGCACUCUGGCAGCGAUGAAGCUGAUGACAGCCCUGGUGAACGUAGCCCUGACCCUGAGUGUGAACCUGGAUAACACCCAGCGGCAGUACGAGUCAGAGAGACAGAAGGCUCAGGGCAAACGGGCCAGCGAGAGGCUUGAGAUUCUCAUGCAGAAAAGAGCUGAUCUUCAAGAGAACCAGGAGGAAGUAGAGCACAUGAUGAACUCCAUCUUCAAGGGAGUGUUUGUUCACAGAUACAGGGACUCCCUCCCUGAGAUCCGUGCCAUCUGUAUGGAGGAGAUUGGCACGUGGAUGAGGCAGUACUCAGACACCUUCCUGGCUGACAGCUACCUGAAGUAUGUCGGAUGGACUCUGCACGACAAGGUAGGAGAGGUGCGUAAGAUGUGCAUCUCGACCCUGCAGGCUCUGUACUGUAACAAGGAAAACGCUCAGAAGCUGGAGCUCUUCACUAAUCGCUUCAAGGAUCGCAUCGUCUCCAUGACUCUGGACAAGGACAUGGACGUCUCCGUACAGGCUAUCAAACUCGUCACCAUGAUUAUGAAUGAUGACAUCCUGACCAGUGAGGACUGUGAGAAUGUGUACCAGCUGGUUUACUCCUCGCACCGUGCCGUGGCCCAGGCAGCAGGAGAGUUCCUCAACAAGCGACUCUUCCAGCAGGACGACUCGGGGAAACAGCUCAAGACCAAGCGAGGCAAGAAGAGGAGUCCCAACACCACACUCAUACGGGACCUCGUGCAAUUCUUCAUAGAAAGCGAGCUCCAUGAACAUGCAGCGUACCUAGUAGAUAGCCUGUGGGAGACGAAUGAGAUGCUGAAGGACUGGGAGUGCAUGACAGACUUGCUACUUGAGGAGCCUGGCAGGGGAGAGGAAGUUCUGACGGACCAGCAGGAGACCUCCCUGGUGGAGAUCAUGACCUGCUGCAUCCGGCAGGCUUCUGAGGGCAUUCCCCCCAUCGGCAGGGCCAGCGCUAAAAAGGUACAGACAAACAGGGAGAAGAAGCAAAUCUAUGACGAUAAAGUCAAACUUACGGAGCACCUCAUCCAGACACUGCCAGCACUUUUAGGCAAGUAUGCUGUAGACGCAGACAAGGUGAUCAACCUGCUGUCCAUCCCUCAGUACUUUGAUCUGGAGGUCUACACAACAAGUAGGCUGGAAAAGUACUUGGAUCUUCUCCUGAAGCACAUGCAGGACAUUGUCGAGAAACAUGCAGAACAGGAGGUGUUAGAGGAGUGCAGUAAGUCGUUUAUGGUCCUGUGCAGUGAAGACUACCCCAUCCACACCAAGGCCAUGGUGUCUCGUAGUGGUCUGUUCGACGCUCUGGUACAGAAGUUCAAACAGAGUUUGGACACAUUCUUCCAAGAGGGUGAAGAAGCAGAUGAGGACGAUGUGUUUAACGUGACGUCUGCACAGAAAAGACUGAUGGAGUUCUACAAAUGUCACGACCUCUCCGCUUACGACCUGUUCGAGAAGUUCAUCUUCACCAUCAAGACAGCCAACGACAAAUCCUACAUUCCACAGGAGAUCCUAGUCCGCUCCAUCGCCUGUGCACACAUGGACAUCAUGUGGAGGUUCUCUAGACUGGAUGAACACGACCCAGACAAGAAUGAUAUCAGGACAAUCAACAACUGUGUGAAGACGUUUCUGGACCUGAGCAGUCAGCUGGUGGAGGGUUACGUGGUCGACCCGACGAUUCAGGAGGAAGCCUUCAUGUCCAUCGUGGACCUCCUGGUGGUCUUCGCACGACAGGUGGCGUCCAAUCCCGUGAUGAACCCGCUCAUCCACCACCCGGACCCCAUAACCGAGAUCAGACUCACCUCGCUGCUCACAGAACGGGUGUUUGUUGGGCCGGAGGAGGAACACCAACCAACCGAUGAUGAAGAUGAUGAAGCCAACAAGAUCGAGGCGUUACACAAGAGGCGAAACUUGCUGGCCGGCUACUGUAAACUGGUGGUCUACAACAUGGUCAGCAUCAAAACUGCCGCAGACAUCUUCAAACACUACAUGAAAUACUAUAAUGAUUACGGUGACAUCAUCAAGACCACCCUGUCCAAGGCUCGAGAGAUGGACAAAGUCAACACAGCCAGGACUCUAAACCUCGCACUCACUCAGCUCUUCACAGAAGUCAAAGCAUCUCAACAGCCGCUUGAUAGGACGUCACAGACUUUCCUGUCUAUCAAGGAGCUGGCGAGACGGUUCUCCCUGACCUUUGGUUUGGACCCAGCCAAGACACGGGAGGCGGUUGCAGAGAUUCACAGGGAGGGGAUAGUGUUUGCCAUCACCCCGCUAGACGACCCUAACGACCCUGAAGGGCCACCUCCCCAUCUAAGCUUCCUGGAGAUCCUGGCAGAGUUCAGCCCCAAGCUCAUGAAGCUUGAUCGCAAAACCAUCUUGAACUACCUGGACCGCAAACUGAGGCCGGGAAUGCUGAACAGAAAAGACGACCCCUGGUACCCACUGGUGACCUACCGCAGCAGCCUGGUGGAGGGAGAGCACGGGUCAAAGGUCGUUGCCAGGGGGAUCCGAGGCCACGGAAAGAAGGGAGGCAAGAGUCCGACCGAGAUGGCUGCCAGGAAAAAGCUGACCAUGGAAGCGAAUGAAAGUUUUGCCGGUAAGACGCCCACCCGCCCAGGCCAGCCCCUCCAUCAGUCCACAGCAGUCAAGAGGAGAAGGAUGGACCCUGAGGAAGGCUCGGAACAGAGCUCAGAGAGGGACGAAUCAGAACAGGGGUCGGAGAGAGAAUUUGAGCAUACCGGCAAGCCAGCGCUGUCGCAGGGUUCGUGGGCGCAGGUCAGACACCACGACUCCGGUCGGAAAGGACGUGCCAACAUCAGCUACACAACUCAUGGCAGAAGGGGCAGGGGUAAACAGAUGCCAGUAGAACCUGAACCAGAGGAGGCGGAUGACAGUGGGGAUGAGGACGAUAUCGCAGACUUUGAUACGAGUGACAUGCACAUCGGACAGUCCAGCCCAGUCGACAUGGCACAACAGAUAGUGAACCUCCCUGACAACUUGUUCACAUCGUCACCUGAUAUUGGGGACUUUUCUUCGGGGCUCUGAAGAAGGUUGCAAUUCCAGGGAGUCCCCAAGAAACAGGCUCAAGGAAUCCAGAACUGGAACAAACAAGAAGAAUGCGGAGACAACUGUGUAAAGAGAUAAAAAGAAAGAAACCUAAGCUGGCAGUGCCAGCUAUCUUCUCGACUAUAUGUGCAAAGUUUUCCAGUCGGGUUUCAAAUUUGUUAAGCAGUGUAUUAUCUCUUUGGAGUAGGGCUAGCCUAUGAGUUGAAUCAUUUUGUCUAUAUUGCUAUGAUCUAUAUCAGAUAGACAAAAAAUUAGUAGAAUAAUGCUUGUAGAUAGGGCAGCCUGAAUAUAGACAUAUCCUGUAUUUAAAUUCAAUUUUACACUCGGUAUUGCUGUUAACUUCUUUACCUGUCAAAAGCACAAAGAUGUUAGAUCACGGGCCCCUCAUUUUAGGCAAAUCUCUCGUUUUGAAGCAAUUCUUCAUCAAACUGUUCCUUAAGUUAAAAUCUACUCUCCCACCCUCUUUCGCCCUGUCACAACUUUUGUAUAAAUGUACAAACAAACAUGCAAAAAACAAAAACAACUACAAGAGAAUAUCUGCAACCAAUCAGAAUGCAGGAAUAUUUCAAAUCUGAAAAUUAACCAAUCCCCAAAUGGUUUGGCUCUGUUCCAGCCAAUGAAAGAGCAGAACUUGAACAGAUAGGAAAAAAAACAAAGCAGGAAUACACAUUUUCCAUCAAAUGGUGAAAUUUUUUUCAUGAUGUAGAUGAAAUCCAUAAUUUAGUAGGUGAGGAACUUGAUUAAUUGCUGCAUUACAUGAAUUGCAUGUAUGAAACUUGAAAAAAAGGAUCGACUGAAGUAAAGAUCCAAUGGACCACUGUAUAUAGUAGACUAGUGAGUUUUUGUACUUACAAUAGAGAGUUUAGAAUCUGGUCUUUCUUGUGGGUUGCAACGAUUCUUAACAUUGAAGAAACUGUUGAAAACUGUUGAUUUGUUAGACACUCAGUCAUUCCAUGCCAUAUUCGGUUGCAGUCAUACCUGUUGGUUCUAAUGCAGUUCUGUGGUUGUACAAGUGUUCAAUAUCGUAACAGAAACCUGCUUUUCUGACCAGUCCAAUUGCAAAUAGCGUUCCCUGGACUUAACAUGUUGAUGCAGUCACAGAAGUAAAUUGCUUAGAAAUGGACUAAAGAAGUUGAAAGGUAGUUGACUUGAAGCAGAAGACUGUGAGUAAGAACAACGAUAACUAAAAUCUGGUGCCGUCUAGAAGACUUAACUACGUUUGUACAAAUUAGAACAACUUUUAUUUUCUUCUCAUCCAGAUUUUACAAUCAGUUGCUCAGAUUCUACCAUCUCAAGUUAGGAUGAAACAAAUUUAUGUGGCAAAAAUGAUGAAAUGAAUGUGGGUUUAAGGGCUAAUCUUGUGUUAGUGUUUGGUGAAUGUCCUUUGCAAGUUACUGUUGAGGGGAGUACAUAUACUUUGUUUUGCAUUCAUAAUAUUGUGUACAUGUAAGUUAAGUUAGAGAUGAGAUAGAUAUCAAAAACCAUCCACAACAUUACCAUCCUCAUGCUAUCACAUUCUAGUUUUCUUUAAAAAAAAGGUUGGUAUUUAAGAUGAAAACUCAGACUUAAAAAGAGUUACAGAAGUAGAAACACCAUGUUCUGUAUCCCCAUCUCAGGACCCAAGUAAGGGAGUGGACAAAUUAAAAAGUUUAAAUUAGACGAUGGCAAAAGACGAGAUAUAGGUAAUGUGAAGGAUACAGUUAUCUUUCAGUAUGUAUGUUGUAACUAGUAUAUCUGAUUUCUGUGUCAUUGGAUUAUGUGUAUAAGACACCAAGUUAAAAACGACCUGAAAUAGUGUACUGAGACCAGGAGAGAGCUUCAGUCGAAACGUCAUGUUGAGUAGGACAGUUCCUACAGCUUGUAAAUGUGCAGAAUUUGUGAUCCAUAAGUUAGUAUGUGUACAUGUAGUUAGUUACAAAACAACAAUACAAAGUUGGUUGUUGUUACCACAAUGUGGUGUAAUGUUGAUACAUUGAAUUCAAUGUGACUCAAAUACUUGUACACUGUCAUUUUUUUUUUCAAAGAUUUUUUUGUUUUGACUGACUUCCUGUGACUCUUCAGGUGCUACUUGCGUAUUUUGGUCUGGAAGGUAUUUUUGAGGGAAGUCUUAAUGAAUUUGUUCUUAAUUAAAUCAUAUUAACAAAAUGACAAGGUUGAUGUUGAGAUGAAAAUUCUGUUUUGGACCCUAUCAUGCUUGAAGUAAGAGUUGUCUCAAUAGUUAAAGAGGUUUUUUUUUUUGUAGAAAAUGAAUACACACUGUACAAGCCACAUUCAACAUUGACUUCUGCUACCUGUUGUGUCAUUUGACUGUUCGUUGGUCAUGAAGUAUAAGAUACUGUGUUUUGUAUUUUGUCUUUAUAUUAUCAAGACUGUUAUACAAGGUACCCAUCAAAUAAAGAACCUGUUCAACUUCUUGUAUCGCA